AUGGGCCAAAAUUGGACUCUAAUAAGUAUUGUUAGUGUAAUAUCUUUAGUACUACUGGUUGGGAUUAUCGGAAAUGCAUUGGUAAUAUACAUUAUUGUGGCUAACAGUGAUAUGAGAUCAGUCACUAAUUUCUACAUCGCAAACCUAGCAGUUGAUGAUAUUGCUUUUCUCCUGACAUGUUGUGCUUUUACGGCCGCUACUAUAGGAAAAGAAUGGAUGUUAGGAGGCUUUAUCUGUAAACUUGUUGGUUACAUGCAAUUCGUAACUAUUCAAGCCACGUGCUUUUUCCUGACGGCUAUGACCAUAGAUCGGUAUCAUUUAAUCGUUCACGCUGUUAACGCAAGAAAUACGAGAACAAUUCGACGGGCUAUACUCAUAAGUCUCGGCAUUUGGGCAGUUUCGAUUCUGAUUCACAUACCAGCCGCAAUAUACACAAAUUCUUAUGUGGACAAAUAUAAUUACACAGUUUGCAAUCGGGACUUUGGAUCACCAAAACGGGAUAAUAUACACACAAUGUUCGCUUUCCUGUCAAUGUAUGUCAUUCCGCUUCUUAUAAUCACCAUCUGCUACGUAAAUAUUCUAAUGCAAGUUUGGAAGCGAACGUCAAUGGGGACAGAGAGUGCUCAAGCUCAACUGAAGGCGUCCCAACGGAAGAGGAAAAUAACCAGAAUGGUAUUUAUAGUUGUCAUACUAUUCGCUCUAAGUUGGUUACCCCUUCACGCCAUCAUUCUUGGAAUGGAAUUCUAUGAUGGCAAGCCUGUAUUUAAGUCAAGCAGUUUUCAGUAUCUGAAUGUUUUCUGCUUAUGUCUGGCCUACGCUAACAGCAGCAUGAACCCAUUUGUGUACGCAUUCACUACUAAUAGUUUUAAAAAACAUUUUGACCGUAUAUUUCGUGGCUUGUGCAAUAGUAGUAAAUCGAGAGAGAAAGGAAAUACGUCUGUGAUGAUGACUGAAACACGAUUUUCAAAGUUAGCCAUGUCAACAGAUGGAAACUCUCUGAAUUAAGGAACUAUGGACAGAGCUUAUUUGUAAACAUGUACAGAGAAUUUCAGUUUGUAAAUACGUUAGAACAAUUCAUUAAACGACCAUCUAAAGACCUAUGGUGCAAAAUAUGUUGUAAUGAUCAUCAAUUGCCA
Messenger RNA from Anneissia japonica, 1136 nucleotides. RefSeq names its product G-protein coupled receptor 54-like. The transcript is spliced from 4 exons. The record is from RefSeq and is a predicted model, not a curated record. The coding region runs from base 1 to 1005 and encodes 334 amino acids. Gene Ontology annotation, biological process: G protein-coupled receptor signaling pathway. Gene Ontology annotation, cellular component: membrane. Gene Ontology annotation, molecular function: G protein-coupled receptor activity. Lineage: Eukaryota; Metazoa; Echinodermata; Crinoidea; Comatulida; Comatulidae.